AUGGCAAACAGGAAGUCGACGCCAGCCCGGGCUGCUAAAAAGGGCCUUAUGGGUAAGAAAGCUGAGAUCUACAAAUUGAUCGAAGAGGCAAACAGGAAGAAAUCUCUUUCUGGCACCAAGCUGCCACCUGGCACGGCGAGCGUCCGUCUUCCACCGCUGCAGCCCAGCAGCCGAGACAAUCCACGUAGGCCGCUUUGUCGACAACCUAAAAAGAUCGUCCCAGGCCUGAUACAAGAUCAGAAACCCGUUCUUUUGGAAUCAGAACACCUACAUCAUCCCGGGAAACCACUCGGUCAUUUUCCAUUCCUCGAACUUCCUGGAGAGCUCCGAAACAAGAUUUAUGAAUACGGAAUCGUAAAGCAGUACUACGAGAUCGGAUGGGUUGACAACAACCACAAGAGCAAAAGUCUGACCUAUCGGCUACCCAAGCUAGGCAGAGCAUAUGGACCUCGCCUUGAAUCGGGUGCAGCCAGACGCCGUCGUCAGCUGGACUAUUCCCGGCGUGUACCUAGUCAGAAACGAUUGGUGGAGGGUUCCAUCUAUCCCGGCCCUGCUGCUCUCCUCGUCGUCUGCAGUAAAAUGCAUAAGGAGGCAUGCUCAGUCUUCUACUCAAAGUCGACCUUCACCUUCCAUGGCCUGGGCGCCCUUCGUCAUUUCUUGAAUAACCUCUCCCCAACUGCGACGGAAGCCUUGACGCGACUUGGAAUCAAGCAUCGUGCCUACGGCGAACCGAACCGCACUGAAGAUCAGAUGUGGAAAGCCAAGCACGACCGGCUAUGGGAAGACUUGUGCUGGCGCAUCGCAGACCAGUGCAGUUCAUUGACUCGUCUCUCACUCGAUCUCACGCUGAACAAGUCACCGCUUUGGUUCGCGCCGUUCGAUCUCGCAGACAAGGCAGGAAUUGGUGCUCAGUGGAUCAAACCCUUAUGGGGCUUUCAAGAUGUGGGGAUCCAACGGUGCUGGGUGCGUCUGCACUGCUUGAGCAAAGACAGCUCGAUCCUGGAGGUUGAGAGUUGGAAGGUGAGAAAGGAGAUACUCGGAGCUCUAUGGGACGAAGAGGCGGAGGCGCAACGUGAUGCCUACGGGUUCGAAAAGCGCCAAAGUGGCGCAAAGGAAGUCCAGAAAGGCAUGGUGCUUAGACUUCGGGUCGAUGGAGGCCUGGAAGUUGCUUGA
Letharia columbiana is the source of this 1173-nucleotide messenger RNA. RefSeq lists its product as uncharacterized. The coding region runs from base 1 to 1173 and encodes 390 amino acids. Lineage: Eukaryota; Fungi; Ascomycota; Lecanoromycetes; Lecanorales; Parmeliaceae. The transcript has 2 exons. The record is from RefSeq and is a predicted model, not a curated record.